AGCCGGGAGCCGGGAUCCCACCGCCCCAUGGCCCCGGCCGCGGCGGCGGAGCCCAGCGCCCGCCGCCCCCGGGGCACCGGCCCUGGCCCCGGCGGGAGGCGCACGGCUCGGCGGCCGCCGGAAUUGCGGCUGAGCCAGAGACGAUGACUGCAGAGAGCACCGAAUCCAACGUGCCUAUGCGGGAACCCGAGCACGGAGGGCCCAAGGUGCCCGUGCCCCUCAUCCCAGCGCGGCGCCAGGGCCGGCGCCUGCGGCGCAAGCCCCCGGCGGAGCCCUCGCCCAAAGGGCAGCUCCGCAUGCGCUCGCCCGCGGGGGCCUUCGUUAUGGUGGGCAUCUCGGUGGUCCUGGUGGGCAUGACCAUUGCCGUGGUGGGCUACUGGCCUUACCGGGGAUAUGGGGGCACCGGGGCCAGCGCGGGGAACAGCAGUGCGGUGGGGGACACGAGGAGGGAGGUGGCGGCUGGGCGCCACAUGCCCCACAGUGAGAAGCUGAAGCUGAUCGGCCCUGUCAUCAUGGGCAUUGGGCUCUUCAUCUUCAUCUGCGCCAACACGAUGCUGUACGAGAACAGGGACAUGGAGACCCGGCAGCUGAUGCAGAAGGGGCUCUACAGCCUGGCAGUGGGCCUGCCCGAGGGGACCGGCCCCGAGGAUGGGCACUGCCAGCAUGGGGACAGCCAGCCCUUCCCCAAGGCCAAUGCUGAGUGUUUGGAGGGCUGUUACCAGGUGGACCUGUCCUGUCAGCCCUGCCCCAGCCCUGGCAGCAAGUGGUCUGACUGCUACGGCCCCGGCCGGCUCCAGGCCAUGGCCGAGUUCCUGCAGCACCCGGCGGCUUCCCCUGCGACCUCUCUCCGCAGCCUCCGCUCCACCGAGGUCAACCUGAGCCUCCCGUGCCACGCUGGAGCCGAGUCCCUCCUGUCCUCGGCUGUGGGGGCCUUGACGCUGCCCAUAAUCAAGCUCAACAACUGCUUGCUGGAUGGGGCAGCACGGGGGGCCGAUGGGAGGGCAGAGAGGGGCUCUGCUGAGCAUCCCCCCAAAACACCACAGCUCUCCCGGGCUCCGCUUUCCAUUGGUGACAGCACUGCACUCUGCAGCCAGGGUGGCCGUGGUGGUGGUGGCCACGUUGUCAUCAGCGUGGAUACCAGCUGUCCCGGUGCAGAGCCGCUGGUGGAGCUCAGCUCCGACGUGCACCUCCACACCCCGGGACACUCCAAAUCCCUGGACCUUGGCCGGCCGGGGGUGCUGCUGGUGGCCCCCAUCAAGGACCGUAAGAACCGGAGCUGGCCUCGGCUGGACCACGUCAGCCUUGUGGGCUACGCCAAACUGGAAAGUACUGGCGAGUCCUCAGACCAGCUGCUGGAGCCCAGCGAGCCCCCAAGCCGGGGCGAGCCCCUGCCCAGCUCCUGGGUGGUGGGGAUGGAGCAGGGCACACGGGUCUGAUGUUCCCAGCACCUUUGGGGACCGUAACAUCCCAGUCCCUCAUCCUGGCCCCCAGCACCCACCAGCAACCCCAAAACCCCACAUCCAGGAGGGGUUUGGGGGCGGCAUUUUUAAGCCAAUGCCAAGAGGAAGGUCCUGACCCUCCGCUCCUGGGUGAGGACUCGCAUAGGUGGGAUGUCCUGCCGGCUGGAUGCCCUUGGCCUUACAAGCCCUUCUCCUGGUGGCUUUUCCAGAGGAGUCCUCGCUUUGAGACCCCACACAAAUGGUGGGAUAGGGACAUGGGGGCAGGUGAAGCCCCACCAGGCCCCACAGCACUUUAUCUCAGCAGGGUUGGGGUGGGGAGAUGCUUUGGGGGGUGAUGUCCUCUUAUCCAGCCUCAACCCACCAGAAAAUUUGCUUAGCCAGAGCACGUCAGCCCAACGGGGCUAUUAAAUAUUAUCUGGAUGCCA
Messenger RNA from Vidua chalybeata, 1885 nucleotides. It is a transcript of the gene TMEM200B, whose product is annotated as transmembrane protein 200B. The coding region runs from base 144 to 1436 and encodes 430 amino acids. The transcript has 2 exons. The record is from RefSeq and is a predicted model, not a curated record. Lineage: Eukaryota; Metazoa; Chordata; Aves; Passeriformes; Viduidae.